Messenger RNA from Doryrhamphus excisus (bluestripe pipefish), 834 nucleotides. Lineage: Eukaryota; Metazoa; Chordata; Actinopteri; Syngnathiformes; Syngnathidae. The record is from RefSeq and is a predicted model, not a curated record.
UAAAUACCGUUAGUUGGAGAGUCACUCUUCACUUUGCACAGAAUCCUGCAAAACCAUGAUGUACUUCAGCGUUAUACUCUUGCUUGCAGCAGCGCUGCAUGUGAGAGCAGACGUAAUGACCACCUGCGAAGGAGCCAACGUCCAGCGUAUCUCUUGUGCCUCCGGGGUCCUUCGGGUGAACAGCAUUUUCUUUGGACGUGAAGAUUCUUCGACCUGUGCUGAGGGAAGACCUGCAGACCAACUCACAGAGUGCGCUGAGGAUGAUUUUACGGGGAAUAUCUUCAAGAACAGAUGUCAUUUACACAAGGAGUGUGAAAUCCAGAUGCAUGCCUGGGGAGCCAGUCGCUGCCCGGGAAUCCACCGAUAUCUUAAGACUACGUACACCUGCAUACCAACAAAACGUGCUGUGGCCUGUGAGGGAAGCGCUGUUCACCUGCAGUGUGAUCCAGGCAAGACGAUAUUUGUGCUGCAUGCUGAUUACGGCCGCAGUGACCACACCGUUUGCUCUAGCGGUCAACCUUUGUUUCGCGUCGAAAAUACUCAAUGCUCGAGACGUACUUUUAAAGUUGGAGAGAGAUGCAACGGUAGAAACGCAUGCUCCGUCUACGCCACCAAUGACAUUUUUGGGGAUCCCUGCGAGGGCACGCAUAAGUACCUGGAGGUGGAGUAUCAAUGUACCAAUUAAUUCACAAGUCCACGCAGCAGAUCAAGCGAAUCCAUGCACCUUUAGAGUUGCAAUGCGCUGUAAACAAUGAAGAUUAAAGGCAACGAUCGGUGACUGAUGUGCUAACAUAACGCAAGUCACCAUUCAGGACCAUAUCCACCACACUGUCA